Molecule: messenger RNA, 1167 nt
Organism: Endocarpon pusillum Z07020
Lineage: Eukaryota; Fungi; Ascomycota; Eurotiomycetes; Verrucariales; Verrucariaceae
Exons: 5
Coding region: 1-1167 (388 amino acids)
Molecular function (GO): arylformamidase activity
Source: RefSeq, a predicted model, not a curated record
AUGUCCGGUGCCUCGAAUCGUCUGACCAAGAUCCAAGACGCAUUGACAAUGAACAAGACCGCAACUACCAUCCCCUGGGACCCAGACUGCGCCAUCUUUCCGACAAGAAAAGAAUUGCCUACCAUCCCAGGAGCACCACCAGAGGCUGCCUGGGUCUGGGGUGAAGAUGAUCACAUUGGCAGAUUAAACCUGCUCACACCGACAAGAAUCAAGGCUGCAUCUGCUGAGAUCAAGACUGGCGAGGUUAUACCUCUGGAUCUGCCUCUCAACGUCCCAGAAGUGCCCGGUUUCUCCCGAGAACAGUUCAAGCACAAGAUUAAGGUUCUUGCCGAAGGCAUAGCCUACGAUGACAUAUACGAGUUAAAUACCCAGAGCGGGACUCAAUGGGAUGGCUUCCGCCAUUUCGCUCAUGUCUCAACCAACACAUUCUACAACGGGGUCCGCGCUAUCGACAUCGUCGGCCCCAGCGCCAACCACAGAGACAGCAUCCAUCACUGGGCGAACCAUGGCAUAACCGGCCGCGCCUUUCUUCUCGACUACUACUCCUACGCCCAAUCCCAAAACAUCACAUAUAGCGCCUACAGCGCGUAUGGAAUCUCCUACGCUGACCUAGCCGCCUGCGGCAAAGCCCAGGGGAUCGACAUCCGCCCGGCUGCGCAGGGAGGCGACAUCAAGGUCGGCGACAUCCUCCUUAUCCGCUCGGGCUUCGUGGAGCAAUAUCACAACCUAUCAAGUGCGGAACGCAAGGCCCUCGCUCUCCGCCAACAUACCGUCGAUCCUGCUACUGAUGGUCAACGUUACGCGGGCUUAAAGCAGGAAGAGCCCAUUCUGGAUUGGCUUCAUGACUGUUAUUUCGCGGCGGUAGGGGGUGAUGCGCCGGCUUUUGAGAGGUGGCCAACCACUGAGCCAUGGUAUAUGCAUGAGUAUAUAUUAGCGUUGUGGGGGAUGCCAUUGGGGGAGAUGUUGGACCUGGAGAGGUUGAGUAAGAUGUGCCACGAGAAGAAGAGGUGGUUUUUCUUCUUUACCAGUGCGUCUACCGCUGACUACAUCAAUGCCAUCAACGCCAAAUAUGAUUUUCUCCGACCCAAAUCGCAUGUCCAAGUCUGGAUUGUGCCGUUCGGCGCAGCUGGGCCUGAAGCCCUUGAGGACGGCAGUGUCGAGUCGUAA